This is a messenger RNA of Thermochaetoides thermophila DSM 1495, 327 nucleotides long. RefSeq lists its product as uncharacterized. The coding region runs from base 1 to 327 and encodes 108 amino acids. The transcript has 2 exons. NCBI's taxonomy places the organism in Eukaryota, Fungi, Ascomycota, Sordariomycetes, Sordariales, Chaetomiaceae. The record is from RefSeq and is a predicted model, not a curated record.
AUGCUGCUGCUGCUACCAGCCGAGCCCGAAGCCCUAGCCUCCAGCUCUAGCCCCAGCAACGCGGCUUCACCAUCCCCAUCGCCCUUGCGGGGAACUGAGCUGGCGGGGGAUGAACUCGAACUGGAUUCGAUCUGGAUUCGGAGUGUCGGGAACAAAGCGAGCGGCAGAAACCCCGGCCCUAACCCUGGCCCCGGUCUUGGACUCCGAGCUCCGAGUGACAGACCCCGCCUUGGGCAGGGUAGGGAACCCCUCUGCCAUCCGGGUGGAACUAAUGCUGUUUGGGGCAUAGAGGUUGUGGGUUUUGAACUUGAGGAUUUGAGGGGCUAA